Molecule: messenger RNA, 1206 nt
Organism: Stereum hirsutum FP-91666 SS1
Lineage: Eukaryota; Fungi; Basidiomycota; Agaricomycetes; Russulales; Stereaceae
Exons: 2
Coding region: 1-1206 (401 amino acids)
Source: RefSeq, a predicted model, not a curated record
AUGGACCUGAUGGCUCAAGUCCGACAGGCCUCAGACACACCCUCUGCCCUCUCCGAGUUUCUACAGCUUCCGGACGCGAUCCGGACUCUCACGAAACCUCGACGAUCGGCAUACACGUCGCGCUCACCAUCCUCUUCCCGGGGCCUAACCAGCCCUUCGCCUCCCCCCGAAUCAGUAUCAACAGCCACACCUAUACACAGGCCGAAGGGCAAGGAUAGGGAACGGGACAGGGAUAAGGACAGGGACAAGGAUAGAGGUAGGGACAGGGACAGGGACAGGGACAGGGAUCGUCCCAGAGGAAAUGGCCGUCGACGAGGUUCGGAUGCGACGAACUCAAUGUUGAGUAUCGUUCUGGCCGAAGAAGAACGACAAGCCAAUCACCUGAAAGCUAUGCUCCGCAUCACAGGCGAUCGCCUCCAAAACGAAAUACGGAAAGCAGACGAUGCCGAAACCCGAGCAACCCUGGCCGAGGUUCGUGCGCGGGAUAUGACUUCCCGCGCCACAUCCGCUGAGCAUGCGCAGCACGCUGCCGAGCUCGAGUCCGCGCGUGCGAGAGAGGAGACGAAGAGGUAUCAGAUGCAGGCUGAGAAUGCGGAGAGGGAGGUUAGGAGGUUGACCGGUGAGGUUGCGAAGUUGCAGAGGCAGAAGGAGGAGGCAGAAGAAGAGGCAGCGAGGGCGAGGGAUGUGGCGCGUAAGUGGCAGGCUGCGUUGAGGGACUUUCAGUCUAGGGCUGAGGGGAAGGAGGAAGGGAUGAGGAUGGCGUUGUUCAAGAGGUUCGAUGAUGGCAGGGCCGAGGGUUUCGAGGAUGGGCAUUCGGAGGGAUGGGAAGCUGGCAGGGCAGAAGGAUUUGAAGAGGGUAGAAGAAGGGGUAUCGAGCAGGCGAAGACGUUAGCGAGGAAUGAGGAGAGGCUUGCGGCUUAUACUAAGCCCUCUACUCCUGCUCCUCAUCCAAGCCGGUUCUACGAGGAGAUGGCGUCGCGGUACGAUGAUGACGACAGGACGCGAUUCUACGACGAUGGACGCACUGUGGCGCUCACGGAGAAGGAGUAUAAUAUCGUAGACCCGCCACAGCGAUACAAUAGUCCUGCACACUUCGAGCGAAUCAAAGAAUGGGCUGCUGAGUCGACCACGCAGUCAAGCAAAUCGACGCCACCCAAGCCGGCCCCUGUCUGGCUCCGUCGUCGAACCAACACACCUGUCCCCUGA